CCACAUUACUAGGCUGUUCUGCACUAUUUGCUCUCCAUAAAAUACAAUCGGUUAGACUAUCAACUGAUGAAAAGAUGAUGGGAUCCUUCUUACUACUUCUUUUAUUAUUCUUGGGUGUGCUGAGAUCAGAAAGUCAUGUUACUAACCUGGAAGAGUGUUUCCAAGAUCCUGAAUACGAAAAGUGGCUGGAUGUUGCCAGACAUGGUCUAGGAAGGACCUUGAAGCCUAAGACAGUUGUGAUUGUCGGAGCAGGAAUAAGUGGACUGACCGCUGCCAAAUUACUCAGAGAAGCUGGACAUCAGGUUGUGAUCCUGGAAGCCAGUAACCGUGUGGGAGGACGCAUAAAGACCCACCGAGAAAAAGGCUGGUAUAUAGAUUUGGGGCCAAUGCGAUUGCCCAAAAACCACAGAAUUGUACGUGAAUAUAUUAACAAGUUUAAACUUUGUCUACACCCAUUCACUCAGACUGAUAAGAAUGCCUGGUAUUUAAUUCAAAAUGUCAGACAAAAAAUGGCACUUAACAAUAAUGAAAUGUUUGGAUAUCAACUUAACCCCAAUGAGCGGGGAAAGUCUGCAGACCAGCUGUUUGAGGAGACGCUGAACAAGGUCACAGACAACUGUACCCUUCUGAAGGAAAAAUAUGAUUCGUUUUCCACAAAGGAAUAUCUCAUGAAGGAAGGAAAUUUGAGCAAAGGAGCUGUUGAGAUGAUUGGUGACUUCCUGAAUGAAGAAUCUGGAUUUCAUUACUCAUUCCUCCAUUCUGUUAUAGAUCAUUUUGUCUUUUCGAAUAACAGUUUUGAUGAAAUUGUUGAUGGAUUUGAUCAACUUCCUCAACGUUUCUUCCAGGAAAUGGUUAGAAUUGUCCAUUUCAAUUGCACUGUGGAGAAGAUACUUCGCACAAAAAACAAAGUGAGAGUCUUCUACAAAUGGUUGACGGGCUCUGCAUCUCUGGUUGCUGAUUAUGUCCUCAUCACAGCUACAGCAAAAGCCACACAACUCAUCAAAUUUGCGCCACCUCUUUCCACUCCCAAGACCCGGGCACUGCGGUCUUUGAUUUAUGCAAGUUCUACUAAAAUUGCCUUGGUUUGCACUGAGAAGUUUUGGGAGAAGGAUGGGAUCCGAGGAGGAAGAUCAAUCACAGAUCUCCCAUCACGAGUGAUUUACUAUCCAAAUCAUGAUUUCCCUCAUGGAAUAGGUGUCCUUCUGGCAUCCUAUACUUGGCAUUCUGACUCUGAUUUUUAUACUGCACUCAGUGAUGAAAAGUGUGCUGAUGUGGUGAUGGAUGACCUUGUGGAAAUCCAUCAAGUAUCUAAAAAUUAUCUCAGAUCGGUUUGUGGCAAAUACGUGGUGCAAAAAUGGACCCUUGACCAAUAUUCUAGGGGAGCAUUCAGCACAUACGCCCCAUACCAGUUUACCCAUUAUUCUCAGAUAUUGGCCCAGAAUGAAGGGAGGAUCUAUUUUGCUGGUGAACACACGAGUCAGCCACAGGCUUGGAUUGACACUUCCAUGAAAACUGCCAUAAAGGCAGCAGUCAAUAUCCACAAUGCAUAAAGGAAUAAUUUAUUGUGGAAGAAUUAAUCAAAUUAAUACAUUUUCAUUAAAUUCAUUCAUUACUAUGUCUAACCAUCAACUACAUUAAUCAAUGAAAAAAAAUUAACAUGAAAUAUAACAUUUCAUCCAAAUCAUAUAAUUAAAGGUAGACUAACAUUCUCUAUCUACUUAUAUUAUUACACUCAUUAAAACCUAAUCAAUAAAAGAUUACAAAUUCAUUAUCCAUCCCAAAGAUCCUAUAUCUUGCUUUCUUAAUUUUACAACUAUUUAAUCUUAAGCUAACAUAUUCAUUUACUAUUCAGAUGCCCCAAGUGUUUUUUUUAUUUAAAC
Crotalus tigris (Tiger rattlesnake) is the source of this 1880-nucleotide messenger RNA. RefSeq names its product L-amino-acid oxidase-like. Gene Ontology annotation, molecular function: L-amino-acid oxidase activity; polyamine oxidase activity. The transcript is spliced from 7 exons. The coding region runs from base 75 to 1550 and encodes 491 amino acids. The record is from RefSeq and is a predicted model, not a curated record. Gene Ontology annotation, biological process: amino acid catabolic process. Lineage: Eukaryota; Metazoa; Chordata; Lepidosauria; Squamata; Viperidae.